Molecule: messenger RNA, 1790 nt
Organism: Populus nigra (black poplar)
Lineage: Eukaryota; Viridiplantae; Streptophyta; Magnoliopsida; Malpighiales; Salicaceae
Exons: 7
Coding region: 249-1472 (407 amino acids)
Source: RefSeq, a predicted model, not a curated record
UUCCAUAUCUUCGAGCAUUAUUUGAAAGUUGCAAAUAGAAAGGAAGAAAGAAUAAGUAAAUAAAUUAUCAGUGUGCAGACAACUUACAGAACCUUAUUUUAUGAUUACGUUUACUUUUGUUUCUCUUAGAUUGGAUCUUUGCUGUCUUUAAUUCUCUGUUUCCUAAAAGCUAAUUAUCAAGGCACAGUAAUCAUCAAAGUCCGUUGAUAAAGAGCUGGAAAGCUGUUUCUGGAGGGGGGAGGAAGAAAAUGUGGGGAUUUGGAGGUAAGUGUUAUUGGGGGAGAAGGGAAAUGAAUAGAGAAGGGAUAGUGGUGGUUUUCCCUUGGAUGUCUAGUCAAGAAAGACAUGUGAAAACUUAUGUUGACCUUUAUGGGUCUCUUGGUUGGAAUUCCCUUGUUUGUCACUCCCAGUUCUUCAAUAUGUUCUUUCCGGAGAAGGCUGAAACUUUAGCAUUUGACAUGCUCAACGGACUUCUUGAGGAGCUAAAGAUAAGGCCAUGCCCUAUAGUCCUUGCAUCCUUUUCUGGUGGUCCCAAAGCUUGCAUGUACAAGGUUCUCCAGAUCAUUGAGGGAAAGUGUGAAGUACAACUGAAUCCGGAUGACCAUCAGCUGGUCAGAGAUUGUAUCUCAGGCCAUAUCUAUGAUUCUAGUCCAGUGGAUUUUACGAGUGAUCUGGGGAGACGAUUUGUUGUUCACCCAUCUGUUCUCAAAAUGUCUCAUCCACCAAGAAUGCUGUCUUGGAUGACAAAUGGAAUUUGUAGCAGUCUUGAUGCUCUCUUCCUCAACAGAUUUGAAUCACAGCGUGCUGAGUAUUGGCAGACUCUCUACUCCUCUGUUAGCAUGGGGGGUCCAUAUCUAAUUUUGUGCUCAGAGAAUGACGAUCUUGCUCCUUAUCAAGUCAUUUGCAAUUUCGCUCAAAGACUAAAAGAACUUGGUGGUGAUGUAAAGCUUCUGAAAAUGAAUGACUCUCCGCAUGUAGGUCAUUAUCGAUCUUAUCCUGUUGACUACAACGCUGCUGUGACUGAGCUCCUUGAUAAGGCAGCUGCAAUUUAUUCCCAAAGAAUUCAACGACUUGAAGGAGAAAGGAUGGGCUUUGAGGGGACACAUGAUGAGAUAUCUGAGCCAAUCAGUGACCUGAGGAAAGCAGCUGCCAAUCCACACCAUAGUUUUCGGGGAGUUAGUAUUGCACCAAGUGAUCAUUUCUUUAUGCCAAGCUCAGUAGAGUAUUAUGAGGGUAGAGAUGUUGGGUCCUUGCAAGAUGAGCACAAGGAGAAUUUGGUUCAUUUGCGAACCCCUCCAACUAUCAAUCCGGAUGGAGUUCUUGGUCAAAUCCUGUUCGACGUCUGCAUUCCCAAGAAUGUUGAAGGUUGGGAUAUAAGGUCAUCAGCUUCCUUGAGCAGACACCCAUUUAAUCCCACCCGAAGGCAUGCUCCAUUUAAUCCAAUGAAAUGCAUACGCCGUUCAAGACUGUAACAGCUCUCCAAUGAAAUGCAUGCGCAGUUCAUGACCGUAACAGCUCUCACUGACAACCUAGAGGCGAGAUUGCUCGUGUGAAUGUGCAAGAUUCAAAUUAGGUGUUAAGCCUGGCUUUGAGGUUUCCAAAGAGGCAAUGCUUUCUUCAUCUUAAAAGAAUAAACGUGGGAGCGAGGGGGUUUGAGCUUUGAGGUGUAUUAUCUGUAAACCUCCUUGUCUCCUGACGAAGUGUACAGUAAUUUUAUUUGCAACACUUACUUUGGAGUCUCCUGUGGAAACAAGUAGAUUUUGUGAAAUAUAAAUCCACUAAUUCCCGAA